This is a messenger RNA of Rhodamnia argentea, 1389 nucleotides long. Its product is annotated as monooxygenase 1-like. The transcript has 7 exons. The coding region runs from base 63 to 1262 and encodes 399 amino acids. Gene Ontology annotation, molecular function: FAD binding. Lineage: Eukaryota; Viridiplantae; Streptophyta; Magnoliopsida; Myrtales; Myrtaceae. The record is from RefSeq and is a predicted model, not a curated record.
CGUCUCAUGACUCCUAUAAGAAUUUGUGACCGAGCUGAGAAGUCGUGGGAGGAGGAGGCAUCAUGACAGCAGUAGAGGCAGAACAUAGAGACAUAGUCAUUGUUGGUGGCGGCAUCUGUGGCCUAGCCACUGCACUUGCUCUUCACAGGAAGGGGAUUAGCAGCCUGGUUCUUGAACGGUCGGAUGCUCUUCGGGCUACCGGGACAGCUAUUGGCAUCCAGACUAACGGUUGGCGGGCGCUCGAUCAGCUAAGUGUCGGGUCGAAGCUUAGACAGACUUCACUUCCUCUCAAAGGAUUUCGCGAUGUGUCGGUCAACAAUACUACAGUGAAGGAGGUUCCUGUCGGGCUUGGAGAAGCACGAUGCUUGAGACGCAGCGUUCUCUUGGAAGCUUUGGCCGGUGAUCUACCAAGCGGGACGGUACGCUUCGGAAGCCACCUGCUAGACAUCGAAAUGGAUCCUGAAACUUCGUAUCCUAUCCUUCGGCUACAAGGCGGCAGCGUCAUCAAAGCAAAGGUCGUGAUCGGAUGCGACGGAGUGAACUCCGAGGUCGCUAACUUCUUAGGUUUGAGGCCUCCAAGAAUGUCCCCCACAUGCAAUGUGAGGGGCUUCGCAAUUUAUCCGGAUGGGCACGGUUACCCUCACGACUUCGUCACGAUAAACUAUAAUCGUGUUUUUCUCGGAAGAAUCCCCCUCGAUGAGAAGUCGGUCUACUGGUUCAUAGCUCGGCCUUGGACACAUCAAGAUUCAACCAUCUCAAAGAACUCUGACCUGAUCAAGCGAUCGACCAUGGAAUCGAUGCUUGGCUUCCCAGCAGAAAUUCUGGAGAUGAUCGAGAAGAGCGAGCCCGAUUCGUUGUCCCUGACAGGCACGAGGUACCGUGCGCCGUGGGACGUACUAUUUGGGAGCUUUAGGAAAGGAACUGUGACCGUUGCUGGGGAUGCCAUGCACGCGAUGGGCCCGUUCCUAGGACAAGGCGGGUCUGCCGCGUUGGAAGAUGCGAUUGUGAUGGCUCGAUGCUUAGCGCCGCAUAUGACUUCCCUAGACCACGGGGAAUUAAGCAAGGAAAGAAUAGGAGGUGCAUUGGACAGUUAUAUAACCGAAAGGAGGAUGAGGCUGGUCCGGUUGUCUGCGAAGACUUACACUAUCGGGUCGCUGCUCGAGUCGACCUCACUGGUUGUGAAAUUGAUCUGCAUUUUGGUGAUAGUUUUGUUCUUCCGAGACCGGCUCGGCCACACGCGAUACGACUGCGGUCGACUGUGAAACCUCGGAACGUUCUUGUUGGUGCUUGUUCUUUGGAUGUGCUCUGAUAUAUAUUGAUUAGUGCUGAAUUGCUUAUUCAUUCGAAUUCCGUUUUCUCUGAUACAAAGAUUGACUCCGGCGACUGAGA